Dicentrarchus labrax (European seabass) is the source of this 2253-nucleotide messenger RNA. Its product is annotated as alpha-1,3-mannosyl-glycoprotein 4-beta-N-acetylglucosaminyltransferase C-like. The coding region runs from base 476 to 1972 and encodes 498 amino acids. Gene Ontology annotation, biological process: protein N-linked glycosylation. Gene Ontology annotation, molecular function: acetylglucosaminyltransferase activity. The record is from RefSeq and is a predicted model, not a curated record. Lineage: Eukaryota; Metazoa; Chordata; Actinopteri; Moronidae. The transcript is spliced from 6 exons.
UAAGAGGCAGUGGGUGCAGACACACUCUGUUUGUGACACCUUGUGGUGGAGAGUGAGGGGGUGGCAGAGAUGGAGAGAGAGGGGGGCACCACUGGAAAGAGAGAGAGAGAGAUCAAAGCAAAGAAAGAGGCAGAGGAGGAGAAACAAGGAUGAGCGAUAGCAGCACUGCAGCGAGAGCGAGCACCCUGCCUGCCUUUUCAACGCGUGUUUACUCCACUUUCCCUGAGAGCCGGUUAUCCUCCCUCUGUGUGAGUCAUGGAAGUGAUUUAGUUGAGUGGAGCGGCGCGGAGCGUAAGCUGAAAGCCACAAAUCUGUUUGUGUGUCUGCGCCGUGGGCAGGCCUUCUCGUUGUAUGAUUAAGGAUCCAUGCCAGUCUACAGAAGAAACCCUCCCACAAACAACAUACAGCCUGACCACAUCAGCAGGCAGGUGCCAUGGAGAAAACAGCUGCGCCCUUCUGAGGAUUCAGUGUCUGAAUGAGUUUAACUGCACACAGCACGAUGGAGAUAAAAGUGAAAGGCGUGAUCUUGAGGCUAAUGUGGAAGUCCGUGGACAAGAUGAGGUGCUUCAGGAAACGAUCCAUGUUCCCCUUCCUCGGCUUCCUCAUCACCUUUCUGCUCUUUUUCAACCUUUAUAUGGAUGAUGGAUAUGUGCUGGAGGCUGAAAAAAGACAGCUGGGAGAGACACUGAUGCAUCCUGCAAACUCUGAAAGAUACGUCCACACAUUUAGAGAUCUAUCUAAUUUCUCUGGGACUAUUAAUGUGACGUAUCGCUACCUUGCGGGAAUCCCUGUGCCACGCAAAAAAUAUCUCACCAUUGGCUUGUCAUCUGUCAAGAGGAAAAAGGGGAAUUACCUACUAGAGACGAUCAAAUCCAUCUUUGAUCAGUCCAGUUACGAGGAACUGAAAGAGAUUGUGGUUGUGGUCCACCUGGCAGACUUUGACCUGGUCUGGUGUGAGAACCUGGUGCAGGAAAUCACCAGGAAGUUUGCUCACCACAUCAUAGCGGGACGCCUCCUGGUGAUCCAGGCCCCAGAGGAGUACUAUCCAUCUUUGGACGGCUUAAAAAGGAACUACAACGACCCAGAGGACCGGGUCCGUUUCCGCUCUAAGCAGAACGUGGACUACGCUUUCCUCCUCAACUUCUGCACAAACCUCUCUCAUUUCUACAUGAUGUUAGAGGACGACGUGCGCUGCUCCAGGAACUUUCUGACGGCGCUGAAGAAGGUGAUCACCUCCAGAGAUGGUUCCUACUGGGUGAUGCUGGAGUUUUCCAAGCUGGGCUACAUCGGGAAGCUUUACCACUCCAAAGACCUGCCACGUCUGGCUCAUUUCCUCCUCAUGUUCUACCAGGAAAUGCCCUGCGACUGGCUCCUCAUCCACUUCAGAGGUCUGCUCGCCCAGAAGGACGUGAUCCGCUUCAAGCCCUCUCUGUUCCAGCACAUGGGCUACUACUCUUCCUACAAAGGAGCAGAGAAUAAACUGAAGGACGACGACUUUGAGGAAGACUCCAUAGACAUUCCUGACAACCCUCCUGCCAGCCUUUACACAAACAUCAAUGUCUUUGAGAACUAUGAUGCCACCAAGGCUUACAGCAGUAUUGUUGAUGAAUAUUUCUGGGGGAAGCCUCCGUGCACUGGAGAUUUCUUUGUCAUAAUCUUUAAUAAAUCAAUUAAAAUCAGCAGAAUUAAAAUUGUGACAGGCACAGAGGACAGACAAAAUGACAUUCUUCACCACGGAGCUCUGGAAGUAGGACAGAAGUCUGUGGAAACUAAACAGGGAAGGCAGUGUUCAUCCUACAUCACAUUAGGAGAGUUUAAAGGCGGAAGCAUCGAGGUUAACAAUGUGGACCACAAGAUCGGCUUUGACAUCGAGUGCGUACGAAUAGUCGUCACUGCCAGUCAGAAAGAAUGGCUCAUCAUAAGGACGAUCAGUUUAUGGACCAUACAACCUAUAAUCCAGUUCAAAAAGUAACAGAGGAAGUUUUUAAAAUUAUCAUCUGUAUGUACAGAUGUGCAUUUUGGAUGCUAUUGCUAUAAGUUCAUUUCGAAAUACUUCUGGGAAAUAUGUGUUUCUGGGAUUCAAAGCAAUCCAUAUUUUCUUGGGUUGUUCAGAGAUCUACUGUAUGCACUGUAUAUUUACUGUAUGUUUUCAAUGUGCUGUAUUGAAAUGACCAACCUGUACAAUACGGAGCCUUUAUACUCAUGUUCAUUUUCCUAAACUAAAAGUCUGUAUAUAAAAUUGUUCACAUUUGA